Messenger RNA from Anarrhichthys ocellatus (wolf-eel), 1896 nucleotides. It is a transcript of the gene mat2al, whose product is annotated as methionine adenosyltransferase II, alpha-like. Lineage: Eukaryota; Metazoa; Chordata; Actinopteri; Perciformes; Anarhichadidae. Bases 381 to 1553 code for a protein of 390 amino acids. The record is from RefSeq and is a predicted model, not a curated record. Gene Ontology annotation, molecular function: methionine adenosyltransferase activity; ATP binding. Gene Ontology annotation, biological process: S-adenosylmethionine biosynthetic process. The transcript is spliced from 9 exons.
UUAACUUGUAAACAGCCUCCCUCAGCUCUCAGCCGUUUACGACCCUCACUGAUGAGGCGAUGAGUACUUAACGGCGUGUACUUAUCACCCUAUUACUAUUACCAUUACUAUUAUUAUUAUUAUUAUUAAUAAUAUCAACCGUUUACGACAACCGGUGAAACGUUACAUCGGUUGUCUCCCAUAGCUCUACGUUUAAUCCGCCUGUCGUAAAUCUUGAAAUGCUUUUAAUCUCCACCGACAAAGAGUUAAUUAUUGUUUUUUUAUAAUCAUUGUCGGCGAAUAUCAGAAGCUACUUUCACUUAAAGUGCGACGGGGCCGUUAAUUUCGUUUAAUUCAGGAUUUCUCUGCACCGAGAACCGACACCGACCGACGAGCCGAAGAUGAACCCGAGCGGAGCGCACCGCAGCGGGAAGACUUUCCUGUUCACGUCCGAGUCCGUCGGAGAAGGACACUCCGAUAAAAUGUGCGAUCAGAUCAGUGACGCUGUGCUCGAUGCGUAUCUAAGUCAAGACCCCGACUCUAAAGUGGCCUGUGAAUGUGUGACGAAGACGGGCAUGGUCCUACUGGUCGGAGAGGUGACAUCUAAGGCCAUCGUGGAUCUGCAGACGGUGGUCCGAGAUACCGUCAAGAAGAUCGGCUACGAUGGCUCUUCGAAAGGUUUUGACUACAAGACCUGCAAUGUGCUGGUGGCACUGGAGCCGCAGUGUGAGGAGAUAUCGGACUGUGUGUUUGAAGGCAGGGAUCAGGAGGACAUCGGGGCUGGAGACCAGGGUCUGAUGUUCGGCUACGCCACCGAUGAGACGGAGGAGUGCAUGCCGCUCACCAUCCUGCUGGCUCACAAGCUCAACUACAGGAUCAGGGAGCUGUCGCUCAGCGGAGAGUGUCCGUGGAUACUACCGGACUCCAAAUCACAAGUCACAGUGGAGUACAUAGACAACUCUGGAGCCAUGGAGCCUCUGCGAGUUCACACGGUGGUCAUCUCCGUGCAGCACAUCCCAGAAAUCACCCUGGAGGAGAUCAGACGUAGUCUGAUGGAGAAGGUGGUGAAGGUCGUCAUUCCCGCCAAGUACCUGGACGACAAGACCAUCUACCACCUGCUGCCGAGCGGGAAGUUCCUCAGGGGCGGCCCACAGAGUGAUGCAGGACUCACGGGGCGUAAGAUCAUCGUGGACACGUACGGAGGAUGGGGGGGGCACGGAGGAGGGGCUUUCUCCGGGAAGGACUACUCCAAAGUGGAUCGGUCCGGAGCGUACGCGGCACGCUGGGUCGCCAAGUCUUUGGUCAAAGCCGGGCUGUGCAGGAGAGUCCUCGUUCAGAUCUCUUACGCCAUCGGUGUGAGCCAUCCGCUCUCCAUCUCCGUGUUCCACUACGGCUCAUCGAACAGAGACGAGGACGAGCUGCUGCAGAUAGUGCAGAAGAACUUCGACCUGAGGCCCGGGGUCAUCGUGAAAGAGCUGGGUCUGAAGAGGCCGAUCUACCAGGCCACCGCCUGCUACGGUCACUUUGGCAGAGAGGAGUUCCCCUGGGAGAAACCAAAGUCUCUGGUGUUUUGAGGAUCACAUUCCAGUUAUGUCCUCCUAAUAAUCAAACAAUCAAAGGAGUCAAUUCAUCCAAAUACCACUGUGUAACUGAAAAACAUAAACGUCUUCUCUCUGACCGUCAGCUGUGGCCUUUGUUGAAGAAUUCAUUUUGAUUUUAACAAAAUCAUGAUUUAUGCUGUUUUCCUGUAUGGGAAACUGUAGUUUGUUUAAAAUAAUAAUAAUAGUGAUGAUGAUGCCAUGAAUGUGAUUUUUCUUUUGAAUAUCGUGGAAGAAUUGUCCGGUACUGUCACAUUUAUAAAAACAAAUCAUUUAUUUUGAUAAUAAUAUUUGGUGAUUAAAGCGCUGCAUAAACCUC